CUUAUUCAAUUUUGUCGUGACAGUUCCUGAUCGUCAUCGCCUGCUCUGCGGAGGUGGAGCACUCGUCUGCACUGGCUUCGUCAAGUAUAAUUUGGUGGCCGUUUCUCUUUAUUAACCCUAUCGCUAUCCCUAAUGAGUGCAGUCGAAGUUUGAGUGACAAAGCUUUUCUCGUCGUCUAGUCAUUCAUGACUUCCUCAGCAUGAUCACUCAUGACUUCCCCUCCAUGACAUAUUGAAGCCGGUGUAGUUGAUGACGCGUUCUUUGUCUCAUGUAUCGUUGAGUUUGUGUAAGUGUAGUGAGCGAAGUGCAGAUCUGUCCUCCAUCUUGUUCCUGCGUUUUUGUUGAAAUAAGACACUUGCCUUUUCUACCAAGAAGGAAAACAAAUCAUGGGUCUUCUCUCCUCCUCCUCCUCCGCCGUUCCAGCCGCGGAGCAGGCACUCGCGGAGCUGGCCAAGGAGAAGCACUGGCCGAACGAGAGUCUUUCCGAAGGGUUCCCCCCGAAAGCCGUUGCGAAUUCGCCCGCCGCCAACGCGGGGUUACCCCCCAUUCCCGAGUUUGCGAUCCCGAGCCAGCACCCGGGAAGUUUUCCGCCGCCCGGUGGGCCGAGCGCGGCCGGGGGGUUCGACAUUCCAAACAUGUACCCGACGCGAACCAUACGGGGCUUCGCCGCCAACUCGGCACUGCUGCAAACCAUGUCGGCAUUGAACGUGUUGAAGGACGCGUCCUCCCAGGCCGUGUCGAUCCUGAAGGGAAAUACCGCGAUGCGCACCCGCGCAGAGGAAGCGUACCAGGAGGCCCUACAGAUGGAUCCGGACGCCGUAACGAAGCUGACGCUGAAGCAACUGCAGGAGCAGAGCCGGAAUGUGUCUUCGCGCAGUGAGCGCUUCCUGCACGCGAUGGCCAGUACGGUGCGGCAGGCAGAGCUUGCAGUCGAAGGUAUGAAGGAACAGAUGCGGGGCUUUCUGGACGUCGAGCCGCCCGACUAUCGUGCGCUGAUAACAGGAGGUACACCAGAGGGAGGAGCGAUGCAAGGAGGUCCAGCACCAGGGAACAGCCUUUACGGGUCGAUGCUCCAGCGAUAGCUGAGGGCGUAGAGUGACGCUGUUGAAUUUUCGUUGCAGCUUUGUAAAAACGAUCGUCCGGAUCAUGUUGAUGAUGUUGGUCCUACUGUUGAUGUAUUGUGAUCAUUAAUUGAAGUCAUGUGGUAAAAAAUAUUAAUUUUUAGCACCACGAGGGAAU
Messenger RNA from Amoebophrya sp. A120, 1239 nucleotides. Lineage: Eukaryota; Dinophyceae; Syndiniales; Amoebophryaceae. The record is from the annotation of a GenBank genome assembly.